AUUGUCCUUAUCAGUGUCCACAGUUCACCCCUUGUUGAAGCAGACGACAAAAUAUAUAAUCUCUCUCAACAGCCUCAAGCCCUCUUUUUUUUUUCUUUUUUCUUUUUUUUAUGUUUUGUGCGUAAAUGGCAUCAUCCCUUCUCUCUAGAACUCUUUUGGGUCAUCGCUUAAUUCGAUUCUCCUCGUCUCUCCCUCACAACCCCUUGAUUUUCUCUAAUCUUUUCAAUAAGAGAGAGUUCUGUGUACAGGCUGAGUCUUACCAUACCACAUAUAAGGCCUCUGGUCAGCCUUCUCGUUUAAUGGCUUCUGCAGCAAUUGAGAUAAGAAGUAAUUUUUCGACACAAUCUCUUUCCACCAAUGAUCCGGUUGUUUCUGUUGAUUGGCUUCAUGCUAAUUUAAGGGAGCCUGAUUUGAAGGUAUUGGAUGCAUCAUGGUACAUGCCAGAUGAGCAGAGGAAUCCAAUUCAAGAGUAUCAGCAGGUUGCUCACAUUCCUGGUGCUCUUUUCUUCGAUGUUGAUGGAAUAUCUGAUCGAACUACAAAGUUGCCGCAUAUGCUGCCAUCCGAGGAAGGUUUUGCGGCUGCUGUGUCUGCUCUUGGCAUCCAUAAUAAAGAUGGGCUGGUUGUUUAUGAUGGGAAGGGAAUUUUUAGUGCAGCACGUGUCUGGUGGAUGUUCCGAAUCUUUGGGCAUGACAGAGUGUGGGUGUUAGAUGGAGGCCUCCCAAGGUGGCGUGCUUCAGGUUAUGAUGUUGAAUCUAGUGCUUCUAGUGAUGCUAUUUUGAAAGCCAGUGCUGCUAGUGAGGCAAUAGAGAAAGUCUAUCAGGGACAAACUGCUGGACCACUCACAUUUCAGACAAAAUUUCAGCCGCAUCUUGUCUGGACACUUGAUCAGGUUAGAAGAAACAUUGAGGAAAAGACUCACCAACAUAUAGAUGCCCGAUCCAAGCCCAGAUUUGAUGGUGCUGCACCAGAACCUCGUAAAGGAAUUAGAAGUGGCCAUGUACCUGGCAGCAAGUGUAUUCCUUUUCCACAGAUGUUAGAUGCUUCACAGACUCUUCUACCUGCUGACGAGCUCAAGAAACGAUUUAAUGAAGAGGGCAUCUCAUUGGAACGCCCUGUUUUAACUUCUUGUGGCACUGGUGUAACUGCUUGUAUUCUGGCAUUGGGCCUCCAUCGACUUGGGAAGACUGAUGUUCCGGUAUAUGAUGGAUCUUGGACUGAAUGGGGUGCGGAAUCUGACACACCUGUUGACACUUCAUCUUAAAUCUUAAUGCAAAGCUGUCAAAAAGUUCCGAAGAGUCAAGCUUGCAAUCGACCAGUUUCAGUCCUCAGAUAUGGGGACAUGAAGGGUUUGUAUCUAGAAAAGCCUCAGGUGUCACUCAUCAAUUUUUGCGUUCCAAUAUGGACCUGUAUGUGACGCUACACAUUUUCAGAAACUGUGUUUGACAACAAAACCGUUGAAUUCUGAAGUGUAUUAUGGUGUUUUUGAAACAUGUCUGCUGUUUCACAUGAGAUGGCAACAAGGAUUGUCAUUUGUUUUGCAGCAAAAAAACUGUAGAAAAUGAAGGGUGAUGAUGAUUGAGUCAGUGUCGAAUUGAUUAAAAGUUGGAAUAAAUAAGCAAGUGCACAAAUUUCUUUGCGAUUUCA
This is a messenger RNA of Gossypium raimondii (Peruvian cotton), 1645 nucleotides long. Its product is annotated as thiosulfate/3-mercaptopyruvate sulfurtransferase 1, mitochondrial. Bases 126 to 1262 code for a protein of 378 amino acids. Gene Ontology annotation, cellular component: mitochondrion. Lineage: Eukaryota; Viridiplantae; Streptophyta; Magnoliopsida; Malvales; Malvaceae. Gene Ontology annotation, molecular function: thiosulfate-cyanide sulfurtransferase activity. The record is from RefSeq and is a predicted model, not a curated record. The transcript is spliced from 12 exons. Gene Ontology annotation, biological process: transsulfuration.